Molecule: messenger RNA, 5039 nt
Organism: Porites evermanni
Lineage: Eukaryota; Metazoa; Cnidaria; Anthozoa; Scleractinia; Poritidae
Source: the annotation of a GenBank genome assembly
GGAACUACCAAGAGGAUCGGGUUGAGAAUUAGAAAGAAACUGAAAGCUGCUUUGUUCCACCUUGAAAAGAUAAGAUAUGAAUCAGGAAGUUUCGCCGCCUGUGCUUCGAUCCUCAGUCGUCGAACAGGCGGACACGUGGGUCUAACACAAACAAAGAACACUAUUAAAACUGAUUGAGUUUUGCUUUAGAACGACCGUUUCUAUACAAAUCAAGUAUAGAGGGUGAAAACGAAUGUUAUGAAUGGACAAACUAUAAUUUCAACAUACCUGUAAGAAAGGGCUCUGUUGUGUAUUAGGACCCAGACUCCCUCUCGGUAGGACAUUGUAACGCCUGACUAGGGAAUCAGGAGCCACGAGUCGUGUAGGCGAAAUAAAGCCAUCGUCCAAGGUUGAAUCCGUUGUAAUCUUCCAUUAUUUGCCGACCAGAUCGGUCACAACAUUGGCGACGAGGGUAAAACAAGAUCCCAAGAAGUCAGCGAGACGAACAGUUCGCGAGAAACAUGGACGAUAAUGAACGAAACCAUAUCAAAACAUUCGACUGUCAUGGGGACCAAAACACGCUUGGCUUGCGAUGGAAACGGUGGCUGACAGCUUUCGAACUAUUUGCAGAUGGCAAAGGCUUAAUUCUAAAUGAAGACAACGCGAACAACAGGCAGAGGAGACGUGCAUUAAUGCUCCAUCUCGCGGGACCCGAUGUUCAAGAUAUUUUCCUUACCCUGCCGAACACGGGAGAUGUGAAAGAUUACCGGAAAGCGGUCGAUGCACUGAACGCAUACUUCGCUCCCAAAGUCGACACUACGUAUGCUAGACACUGUUUCAGACAGCUAAUUCAAGCACCAGGGGAAACAAUCCGACAGUUUGCAACCAGACUCCGACGAGCAUCGAAAGAUUGUGACUAUGGCGAAGAUACAGAUAACCAAAUUCGUGAUGAAAUCCUCUGCAAGUGCACCAGCACGUACAUAAAACGAAAACUCCUGGAAGAACGUCAAGGCCUCACUUUAGCUAGAGCGCUUGAAAUCGCCCAGAACUGCGAAAAAGUCGACGCACAGCUUGCUGCAAUGACCAUAGAGGAAAAGGGAGAGAAUUCAGCUAGUGUAAACCGCAUAGAGGGAACAAAGACAGGCCAUGGCAAGAGAAAUCAGUCACGAGGUACCAAAACCGGCCGUGAGAAAACUUGUUACCGAUGUGGUAGAACCGGACAUUUCGGUCGAGAUUCUAACUGUCCAGCAAGAGGUAAAUUCUGCCAUCGAUGUGGGCUGGAAGGACAUUUUCAAGAGCAGUGCAGGACCAAGCAGAAAGGUGAAGAAAAGCAAAAACAAACCAAAGGCCACAGGAACCCCAAGGGAGGUGCCGCAAAUAUGGUUGGUUGCCACAACGAAGAAGAGGAACCAGGGUAUGCUUUUACGGUAGGAGGCAGGAAUGAGAAGAUUGAAGUAACCGUUGGAGGUUGUAAGCUGAACAUGAUCAUAGAUUCUGGAGCAAGCACUAACAUCAUUGACAAGGAAACAUGGGAGUGGUUGAAGAAAAACAAAGUGAAGUGCGAAUCAGCUCGCUCGAGUAGGAAACUCUAUGCCUACGCAUCCCAGACACCACUUGAUGUGAUAGGAACAUUCUCCUGUGAAGUCUCUGCAGGAAGCAAUACUGCUAGUGCCAAAUUUUGUGUGAUUAAUGGUGAAGGAGACCCCCUUCUGGGGAAGGACACUGCAACUAGUCUAGGCGUACUGAAAAUAGGGAUUGGCAUCGCUGCAGUAACUGCAGACCCACAGACCAUUGGUGGGAUCCUGCAACAGAAGUACCCAAAUGUUUUCAGCGGCGUUGGAAAGUUGAAAGACAGAGCAGUACAGCUCCACAUCGACCCCAAUGUGACGCCAGUAGCACAGCCGAUGCGGAGGACUCCGUUCAGCAUGAGAUCAAAGUUGGAAGAAAAGAUUAAAGAACUCAUUGAACUAGACAUUAUUGAACCUGCACAGGGGCCCACACCAUGGGUUAACCCAAUUGUUGUUGUCCCAAAAUCUGGGGGUGACAUCCGUCUUUGCAUUGACAUGCGAAGGGCUAACAAAGCAAUACGAAGAGCCAGACACCCGAUCCCUACUGUUGAUGAGAUUACUCAGAGCAUAAGUGGCAGCAAGGUAUUCUCCAAACUUGACCUUAAGUGGGGAUAUCACCAGCUUGAGCUUUCCCCAGAAUCCCGAGAGAUUACUACGUUUGCUACCCACUGCGGUCUGUUCAGAUACAAGAGACUAUUGUUUGGUGUUAACUCUGCUUCUGAACAGUACCAGUACGAGAUCCAGACGGCACUUGCGGGUAUAGAAGGGCAAGAGAACAUUUCAGAUGACAUCAUCAUACAUGGUAGAGACCAGAAAGAGCACGAUUUGCGGUUGGAGAAAGUAAUUGUGAGAUUAAAGGAACGUGGACUGACCCUCAAUGCAGAAAAGUGCCAGUUUAGCAUGGAUAAACUCACAUUCUUUGGCAUGGUAUUGUCCGGGAACGGGAUCAGUUGCACAGAAGAAAAGGUGAAAGCCGUGAAAGAGGCACGAGAACCUCGAACGGUAUCAGAAACCCGAAGUUUUCUUGGGCUUGUAAACUACUGUGGCCGCUUCAUACCCGACCUGGCAACGGUAUCUGAGCCCUUACGUCGCCUGACAAAGUCAGGGACCCCUUUCGUGUUUGGAGGUGAACAGAAGAAGGCGUUUCAGGAGCUAAAAGAGCGAUUGACCUGUGCUGAGACUUUGGGGUACUUCGACAAAGAUGCCCCAACCCAAGUGAUUGCUGAUGCCAGCCCUGUUGGACUGGGAGCGGUACUGACCCAAAAGCAGAAGAAUGGACCGAGAGUCAUCUGCUAUGCAAGUCGUAGUCUGACAGACACCGAGAGAAGAUAUUCGCAGACAGAGAAAGAGGCCCUGGCACUCGUAUGGGCCUGCGAAAAGUUCCAUCCCUAUGUGUAUGGUGUGCCAUUUGAUCUUGUUACGGAUCACAAGCCGCUGGAAGUUAUUUACGGCCCAAGGUCAAAACCCUGCGCACGCAUUGAAAGAUGGGUGUUACGAAUGCAGCCAUACAAAUUCAAGGUCAAGUAUGAGCCUGGGCCGAGCAACAUUGCUGACCCCCUCUCAAGGCUAGUGGGAAAUCUAAAAACCAGCAGCAGUCACUCAGCUGAAGCCGAGGAAUAUGUCAGAUUUGUAGCCAUAAAUGCGACCCCCUGUGCUAUGACUACACGAGAAGUGGAAGAAGCCUCAGCAAUCGAUGAAGAACUCUGUGCAGUCAAGGAAUGCCUAAACGGAAAACCGUGGGACCAGCUAGCCUACAAGAAAUACCUCCCAUGUAGUAGUGAACUGUGCAGCAUUGGACAAUUGAUACUAAGAGGAACAAGAAUCGUUAUCCCGAAGAAACUCAGACCCAGGGUGUUGUCUCUCGCUCACGAAGGUCAUCUGGGCAUCGUUGGAACUAAACAGAAGUUGCGCAGUAAAGUGUGGUGGCCCGGGAUGGAAAAGGAUGCUGAAAAACACUGUAAAACCUGCUAUGGAUGUCAGUUAGUCAGCCGUCCCAGCCCACCAGAGCCUAUCAGGAGCACAGCAUUGCCGACUGGACCAUGGAGAGAUUUGGCAAUUGAUUUGCUCGGACCACUUCCCACUGGUGAGUCCAUUCUGGUCGUCGUUGACUACUAUAGUCGCUACUACGAGAUAGACAUCAUGAGAUCCACAGUUGCCUCUAAAGUCAUCUCGAGUCUGGAAGAGAUAUUUGCAAGACAUGGUCUACCUGAGAGCUUGACAUCUGACAAUGGACCACAGUUCGUAGCAACAGAGUUUACAGAGUACAUGGAGCAGCAGGGAAUCAGACACCACAGGGUAACAGCAAAAUGGCCCCAGGCAAAUGGAGAAGUUGAGCGCCAAAAUAGCUCACUUCUGAAAAGGCUCCAAAUCGCACAUGCUCAAAAGAAGGACUGGAAGAAAGAGCUGAAUGUUUAUCUUGCAGCGUACAGAAGCUUACCUCACCCAACGACUGGUGUAAGCCCCGCCGAGCUGCUCUUCGGACGGAAAGUACGCACCAAGCUUCCUGAGCUGAGCGAUGUACAUGUCGAACAAGAAGUGCGUGAUAGGGACAACGAACAGAAGAGUAAGAGCAAAGCGUACGCUGACAUGCAAAGGAAUGCGAGGUACUCAGAGGUACUUCCUGGAGAUCAAGUGCUAGUGCAACAAGAGAGGAAAAAUAAGCUCACAACCCGUUUUGAACCAAGUCCGUACACUGUGGUAAACAAGCACGGGAACAGCUUGAUCGUGCAAUCUCCAGGAGGAGCCCAAUACUCCCGCAAUACAUCUCAUGUAAAGAAACUGCUAGAGAAUGGUGAUACACAUGAUGAUACACCAAGUGUACCGGAAGUGGUGGUGACCGGGGAGCCCCACAAGCAGGAUAAACUGACCCCGCAGCAGAGUGUGGUGAUACCGGAACCAAAUGUUAUUGAGCCUGAAGUUCCACUUAGGAGGUCCCAGAGACACAGAGUGGCCCCAAGUUAUCUCAAAGACUAUUGUACUUAAACUUUAGAGACACUGAAUUCUCACAGACAUUGUUGACAUUGUUGCUAGUCCAUGUUUAUGUUUAUUGGACCAAUUAUUAUUUUGUUUCUACUUCUGCUAAAUGUUAUUGUUCGCUAUCUAAAUGGGGAGGGAUGUUGUGUAUUAGGACCCAGACUCCCUCUCGGUAGGACAUUGUAACGCCUGACUAGGGAAUCAGGAGCCACGAGUCGUGUAGGCGAAAUAAAGCCAUCGUCCAAGGUUGAAUCCGUUGUAAUCUUCCAUUAUUUGCCGACCAGAUCGGUCACAACAGGCUCUUGCACCCAAACUCGCUGCUCAGUCAACGGAAACUUCAAUAAGUGAAAGUAUCACUAAAGGACCAGCUUUUACAAACUAUGAUAAACCUUAUUGGAAAAUAAACAUCUUAUGCAGCUUAUCUUUGAGUAAUAAUGAUAUUGAUUAAAUCCAGUACAACCAAGGCUCACUAGUUUGUUUGAUCUGAGCUCACUGAGUCACGAGAUGUCCAAGAAAAGC